Messenger RNA from Akanthomyces muscarius, 669 nucleotides. RefSeq lists its product as uncharacterized. Bases 1 to 669 code for a protein of 222 amino acids. The transcript has 3 exons. Gene Ontology annotation, biological process: mycotoxin biosynthetic process. Lineage: Eukaryota; Fungi; Ascomycota; Sordariomycetes; Hypocreales; Cordycipitaceae. The record is from RefSeq and is a predicted model, not a curated record.
AUGACCAUUGCGCUCUAUACAUGGAGCAUCCGGCUGCGCGCGGCACACAAGUGCGCGUGCGAGACGGGCAUGAUCUCGUCACCCGCGCAAAAGGCCGUCGAGUACGAGACGCUGACCAUAACGCACAACCUCGACAACUCAACCAGCAAGUACCGAGGCGAGCCCAGCCCCACGAUAGACGCAGCUUGGGACGAACUCCUCCAAUACAACAACAUCCGCGUCUCCUCCGCCGAGCUUCUCGUCGCCAACCUCACCUCGGUGGCCCUCCACGACACCCCCUCCGGCGACAGCCACCUCGUGACGCUCGACGUCUACCACACGCUGCACUGCGUCAACCGCGCGCGCAAGGCCCUCUACCCGGCGUACUACACGAGCCCUAACCGGCCCGAGGUGGACCGCGCACACGUCGAGCACUGCCUGGACCUGCUGCGGCAGGUGCUCAUGUGCCACGGCGACGUGGCGCUGCACACGUACCAGUGGCGCGACGACGUGCGCGUGCCGUGGCCGACGUUUGCGACGACGCACCAGUGCACGAGGUGGGACCGCAUCGUGGACUGGUCGCGCGGGAGGAGCGUCGAGUCGCUCGAGGGGAGCAUCCUGCAGCAUCCGACGCUAGGGGUGUCGUAUCCGGUGGACGAGAAGCGGCGUGCACAAGGGAAUGAAGAGUGA